Gadus chalcogrammus (walleye pollock) is the source of this 1255-nucleotide messenger RNA. It is a transcript of the gene cbr4, whose product is annotated as carbonyl reductase 4. The record is from RefSeq and is a predicted model, not a curated record. The transcript is spliced from 6 exons. Lineage: Eukaryota; Metazoa; Chordata; Actinopteri; Gadiformes; Gadidae. Gene Ontology annotation, molecular function: quinone binding; oxidoreductase activity, acting on the CH-OH group of donors, NAD or NADP as acceptor. Bases 122 to 838 code for a protein of 238 amino acids. Gene Ontology annotation, biological process: fatty acid biosynthetic process.
GUCUGCGGGCGGCGCCCCCUUGUGGCCGAAGUGUGUAACAUCGCACAGGGAAGAAAGAUGGCGACCUACACGCAGAGGCACUAGUUUGGAGAACAACACACAACAUAUCAGUUCCGUCGGGAUGUCCCGUCUGGCGGUGGUGACCGGGGGGUCCCGCGGCAUCGGGGCCGCCGUGGCCCGGCUCCUGGCCUCCAAGGGGUGCCGGGUGGCGGUGGUAUCCCGCGACCUGGACGCCGCCCGCGCCGCCGUGGCGUCGCUGGAAGGAGACGGCCACGUGGCUCUGAGCUGCGAUGUGUCCCAGGAGCUCGAGGUGAAGGCCGCCUUCCAGGAGAUCCUCCAGUCCUGCGGAGCGAUCACGUACCUGGUGAACUCAGCCGGCAUCAACAGGGACGGCCUCCUCCUGCGUCAGAGGGCGUCAGACAUGCGCCCCCUGCUGGAGGUGAACCUGAUGGGCUCCAUGCUGACCUGCCGGGCCGCGCUGCCCAGCAUGCUGCACUCUCCUGGGGCCGCCGUGCUGAACAUAGGCUCGGUAGUGGGUCUGAAGGGGCGGGCCGGUCAGUGCGUCUACGCGGCCAGUAAGGCGGGACUGGAGGGCUUCACCCGCUCCCUGGCCAAGGAGGUGGGGGCCCGGGGGGUCAGGGUCAACAUGCUGCUCCCAGGCUUCAUCAGGACCUCCAUGACGGAGGCGCUCCAGGCCUCCACCCAGCUCCUCCCCAUCCCCCUGGGCCGGGUGGGGGAGGUGGAGGAGGUGGCGCAGGCUGCACUCUUCCUGCUCCUCUCCCCCUACGUCACGGGCCAGGCGCUGCUGGUGGACGGGGGCGUGGGCCUGCACAUGUAGACCUGGACCAGGACCAGGACCAGGAGCCGGACCGGGACCGGGACCAGGACCGGGACCGAGAGCAGGACCGAGAGCAGGACCGGGGCAGGGACCGGGACCGGGACCUCCACAUGUAGACUGGGACCGGGACCGGGACCGGGACCGGGACCUCCACAUGUAGACCGGGACCGGGACCGGGGACGGGGACGGGUCCGGGACCGGGACCCGUAGACCUGAUGAUGCACUAGGUGGUUUGGUUGCUAAGGGGAGGGGCUGAGCGGGGCUGUUGCUAUGUGGCGUUGGGCCGGUCCUGUGAUUCUGUUAAUAAACAAACUGCUUGUUUACCUCGAACUGUCUGGUUGUCAUGGUGACCAUUAUUAUUUAAUUUUUAAAGGCACAUUGUUGCACAAUUUUUGUGUGAAACAAAUAAAUCUUUGA